Molecule: messenger RNA, 5474 nt
Organism: Temnothorax curvispinosus
Lineage: Eukaryota; Metazoa; Arthropoda; Insecta; Hymenoptera; Formicidae
Gene: wwk
Product: anoctamin-8-like
Exons: 16
Coding region: 105-3632 (1175 amino acids)
Biological process (GO): chloride transmembrane transport
Cellular component (GO): plasma membrane
Molecular function (GO): chloride channel activity
Source: RefSeq, a predicted model, not a curated record
AGGGAGAGGACGGGCGAGAACGACGUAGUGAGAGGAGUCACGGUUCAGUUGAGGCGCAAGGGUCCUCCGGCUAAGGACUACGGUCCCUGGCAGUCCGGGACAUUAUGCCAGGCGGCGAGGGGUCCCCGAUCAAUCUCCUCGACCACCACCAUCAUCAUCGCGCGUCGACCACCGCCACCACGUCCACGUCCACGGCGGACGAGUGCGCGAACGGCGACGAUGUCAGAACCGCGUCAUCGACGACGAGCACCGGUGCGACCUUCGCCAGCGCGAUGACGAGCGCCCUAGCGGGCGACGGUCUCCGUCGCAGAAAGGUCAUACACGCGGCCCGCGAGACCCUCGAUAAGGCGUCCCGUCUUUUGAGACGGAAAAUACCAUGUACAGGCCAUUUAAUGACCCCCCGCCGCCUAUGGAUACAAAAGGUUCCUACUCAGGAAUGCGAUGUAGUCAUGAUGUUCCCCAGCGGGGCGAACGACGAGACCUUGAUGUGGCUCCUAGGUCGGCUCCGGGCUGGAACCCCGGGGCUAAUAGUUCACGUGCGACAUCACGCCUCGUCGGACAGUUACGGGUUUUACAUUACGGCACCGUUCAGCGUUCUGCUCAAGGCAGCCGAGGAGGUGCAUCUUCCAAAAUCCCUGAGACAGGAAUUUGGCGGUGGAUUUAAGGAGUUCGUCGGCUCCGAGGCUAACUGCUUCGAAGGUAGCGACGACGAGAUCCGAUUCUUCACUACGCAGGAAAGGCAGUCCCUUGUUCUGCACCUACUUCACACCCUGAGGGCCGGCCCUCAGGAUCUCCACAGUUUACCCGGUCUUAAGAUGGUGGAGGGUCAAGCGAUUAUCCCAAAGUGCAUUUCAUCCGGUAUUAUUUCUCAGGUCUUCCCUCUUCACGAAUUACCCGCGUUAGAGAAACUGCAACGGAGUUGGGUCCGCGCGUUCCUCAGCCCUCAACCGUUGGAUGAUAUUUGUAAAUACUUCGGGGUGAAAAUCACCAUGUACUUCGCCUGGCUCGGCCACUACACCACCGCUUUGAUCGUUCCAGCUGCAGUGGGUGUCAUAUACUGGGUCGGCAUCAUCGGUAGGAACCAAGCGGUGGAGGACGUGGCGUACGUUCUGUUUUCGGUGUUCAACGUGAUAUGGGCUACCGUAUACCUAGAGACGUGGAAAAGGAGGGGCGCGGAAUUGGCGUACAGGUGGGGCACUUUGGAUCAGAGGGACGAUUUAUUGGUCGAGCCUAGACCUCUGUUUACAGGAACUUUGGAAGUUUCACCAGUGACGGGUAGGCUGGAACCGACGUAUCCCAGGUGGCGAAGAAACAUGUUUCGAUACUUAGUGAGCGUUCCUAUUAUCGCAAUCUGUUUACUCUUCGUCUUCAUCGUUAUGAUUCUGAGUUUUCAGAUACAGGAUUGGUGGGACGCGCAUCUUGAAUCUGGCGGCUAUGGAUUCUGGCUUAGUUACGUGCCAAAGGUGUUACUCGCGGUGGUGAUUGCAUUAAUGGACGAAGCGUACUUCAAAGUCGCGGUGUGGUUAAAUGAUUUGGAAAACUAUCGACUAGACACCGAGUACGAGAAUCAUCUGAUCUACAAAGUGGCACUGUUUCAGUUUGUUAACUCCUUCCUAUCGCUGUUUUACAUCGCCUUCUAUCUUCAAGAUCAAGAGAGACUCAAGGAGCAAUUGGCGGCUCUGCUCAUAGCUCGCCAGGUAAUUGGAAAUCUGAAGGAAUCCGCGGUGCCGUAUCUGGUCGAACAACUACGACUGGCGCGGCUAAGCUUCGAGCUGUUCGGGGCCCUGAGUCCCAGCGAGGCGAGGCCACCCCCCGGCCAGGAGGGCGAGGAGAUACAAGGCGGUAAGGACAACGAGGAGAAGGACGAACGACCUGACAGCGGCAAAUCGAAGCAACCGCGGAACGUCAGCCAGGCAGAACUGGAGAGUUCCCUCUACAGAGUAGGGCAUCCCACUAAUUCUCUACUUAGUGACGUUACGUUCAAGUAUGACGGGGCGUUUUCAGAGCAUCUGGAAAUGUUAUCGCAACUGGGAUACGUCUGUCUUUUCUCUUCCGCAUUUCCGUUGGCUGCGAUGGCCGCUUUACUUGGGAAUUUGCUCGAAUUGCGCGGCGACGCGUUCAAACUGUGUUUCGUACUUCAACGACCUUUCGGGCGUAGGGUCUCGAAUAUCGGCACAUGGCAGAACGCCAUGGAGGCGAUGGGCUUGGUCGCUAUUUUGGUAAACUGCGCCCUAAUCGGACUGAGCGGGCAGGUACAACGAAUGUUUCCGGAGAUGUCAGCAACGCAAACGAUUUUACUAAUCGUGGCACUGGAGCACAUAAUGUUCGCUAUUCGAUUUGUGAUUAUUUGCGCGAUUCCCGAUAUACCUCAUUGGGUCGCCACCGAGAUGGCUAAAGUGGAAUUCUUAAGACGUGAGGCGGUCCGAAGGCUAUCCUCGACUCCGUCACCAGAACAACAACCAACGACAGUGAUAGGGAGAUUCGUGGUGAGUCCAGCAGACGGAGAGAGCGAAGAGCAGCACUUGCUUUCCGACCGCACCGGCUACCCGACUAUGUCCAGCCGUGCGGACACGCCGACCCUGGCCUCCACCGCCCAUACGCCAAGCGGGCCGACAACGCCGAGCGCCGCGUCCGCGUCGGUGCCGAGGAUCGCGGAAACACCACCCAUGGCCGGGACCCCCAGCGGUGGAAGCAGCAGCGAGACCAGCCCGUUCCUACCCGAGGGCAAUUCCAACGUCACCCGGGACAUUCGUAACACGCCGAGAUGUUCUAUACCCGGAGGCGAACGAGGAAGACGCUCGAGGGAGUGGUUGAUGAGCAACGAACCGGAGGCGUCUGGUACCAACGAUCAGUUUGGCCAUCAUCUGACCAUCGGACCACACGGCGGCGUCGAUUGGGUACGUCGAUUAGGUCUGGAGCCAGGUGCACGAAAAUCGAGCGACUCCGAAAUUACUGGUGCCGCUGCGGUAAGCGGACGGGAGGAGGAAUUAACUUUGCAUAGGUCAACCGAUUGCAUCGUUUCCAAAGAACUCGCAUCCUCCUCAGAUAGCGAUCUCCUCAGAUCGGCACCGCCGUGGGCGGUGGCUCAUAGGAACCAGAAGUUCCGCUUCUCGCCCGAAAAGGAAAAAGCGCGCGAGAAGACGGAGAAGCAGCAAUACCACCAGCAACAGCAACAGCAACAGCAACAGCAACAGCAACAGCAACAGCAACAACAGCAACAGCAGCAGCAACAGCAGCAACAGCAGCAGCAUCAUCAGCGGGAAACGCACGAACAUCGCGAACGGCAGUCCCAUAUCGCCGAAAAAGAGAAGGACUCGAGCGGGCUGUCGGACUCCAGUAAGACUAUCUCGAGUCAGGAGGAGGAGAAACCGUCGAAGGAGGACCGGGAGGCGAAGAAGACGCGCGUGAAGCAAAGCCUAAUGAAACGGGCGCGCUCGGUGGCGAUCUUUUCGCUAAAGCUGAAGGAACGCCGCGCACGGGAGGCCGAGCUUAAGGCCAAGGAGGCGGAAAGGGAGGCCAGGUGGCAACAGCCGCAAUCGUGCGUCGGCGGUGAGCUCUCGUGCAUCCCCAUAGAAAAGCUUAUCUCCGUGGACGACAUCGCGGCCAUGGAAAUGCGCCGGCCGAAUCAUUAGCCGCUUGACGACUUGUUUUUCUUAACACUUUUGUUUCCACGCUACCGUAGAGAGUCGUUCGCGUACCGCGACACGCGCGGGUUUGCGCAACCGACGGUGAGAUCACGUUCUCCGCGUUAAUUGAAUCGCGACGAAGAGAGAGAAAGAUCCCGACGGCCGCGUGCAGGUACCGCGUUACCGAACGAGAAAGAAAGGCGCACAAUUAACGAAUCAUCGCAGAAAAAACACACAAGGAUCCUAUAGGUGAUAUUCCGUAGAAACUACUCCCGAUACCGCUCUCUAAGCUCAGGGCAUCGAACCGCGGUCUCCGGCUCGGUUCGGUUCCGGAAGUGACCACGCGUGACAUAUUUUCGAUGGAUCUAUAUGCAGGUAUAAUGGCAACGUCCCGCGAUGAGGAUUGAAAAUCCUCAAACACGGAUUCGCGCGGUUUUAGACGACAUCGCGGAUAAUAACAUGAAGUUGUAAAAAUGACUAUUGCUUCUUCGAAAAGAUAAAAAUAAAAAUGUCGCUAAUUUGUGGCGAAAUAAUUUCACGGAACGGGAGAUUACAGAGUAUUGAAUUUAACAGACAGAAAAGCAAAAAGACGCAAAUUUUACCGAUUCCAAAAAAACUUAUGCAAUAAUUUUAACGAAAAAGAAACUUAUAUCACUAAUUUUAAAUACCUGAAAGUGCAUUGCUUUAUAUAUGUUAAUUUUAAGAACUUCUUGAACUCCAAUUUUUGCGGAGAUUUUUAUUGUAAAUAAUUAUAAAUAGAUUAUCCUCUCGAAACACACGUGCAUAUUGACGGCUGAAAUUAAUCCAUGGAAAUUAAUCGUGUAAAAUUCUUGUAUUAUAAAUUUUUCUCCGAAAUGCUUCAACGCGCAGUUCCGAAACCGAACGUAUCCAUUUCGAUAAUUCUAAUUUUACUUCGAUUCGAUGCUCUGCUAAAUAGCACAUUUUCUUAGCUUAGAUCGCUCGACACCGUAGAUCGAUCGUUGAGCUUCCAAUUGUUCCGUUCGUGCCGUAAGUAUUCUACGCCGAAAUUAGAUUAUCCUCGACUGUGCUCCAUAACGCGCGUGUAAUGGAAUCCCGAUGGUGCAGUCGCACGCAACGAUCCGAUCCCGUCGCGGUGAAAUAAGUUAUACCGGAAACCGGCUGGAAUAGUCACGAAGGUCCUCUCGGACAAGAUUUGUAAAGUAUAUCCGGUUACACUCUCGCUGAACAGCGAGCCGCCGAGUAUAGGCGUGAAACUCAACGAAAAAACUUGGAGGAGGGAACUUUGUUGUUGUUGCGGUAAUAAAUUGUUAAUUAAUCUAUAAAACUUUAGGCAUUAAUGGAUUAAACGAACUUUUUGCUAAAUAGAUCUCUACGAAGGCAUAUCAUAUUGUCGAGACCAUCCGCGUCGUCACCGUCGCCUCUCAAAGUUUCACGUCUUCGUCCCUAAGAUCGGACGCACACGCGUGGGAUGCAAGAUGAGUUCGCGGCCACGUGAAACUCACCGGCGAUGAGAUUAGAGUCAAAGACAGAGCGUAUGGUGCACGCAAAGCUCUUCGUCCAGACACGAGUUACAGGAUCUAGUGAUCGUUUUUGUAUAUAGCGAAAAAUGUUAUGCAGAAAUUGUAAAAUCGAUUUCCAUGGCCUAGCCUCAUGUCCCCGUCCGCGGCUGAACUUUAGCGCAGAGUUGUUGAGUAUUACACACAAGUACACGCUCAUAUACAUACACAUACAUACAAAAGAAACACAGAUACAUGACAUUUUAUUACAUUUACCAAUAUUGCUAGCUUAGUAUUAAUUAACCAUUAUAUGCAUCCACAUUAAGCACUGUUGAGCAAACCGAUAAUCGCGUUGUACGUAGCGUACUCU